Molecule: messenger RNA, 1995 nt
Organism: Nicotiana tabacum (common tobacco)
Lineage: Eukaryota; Viridiplantae; Streptophyta; Magnoliopsida; Solanales; Solanaceae
Product: UDP-glucuronate:xylan alpha-glucuronosyltransferase 2-like
Molecular function (GO): glycosyltransferase activity
Source: RefSeq, a predicted model, not a curated record
AUGUCUAGUUCAAUUUGUUCUGUUGAGUUCUGUUAUCGUUUGUCAUUCUUGCAUGCUCGAUUUAGUUCCUUGAAAGCUUUCUCAGGGUCUGGUAAUGCUUCGAACAAUUCACCUAUUCUUGAGGAGUUUCUAGGCAUACACCUCAUUCUGGUUUCUCGAAUUAUGAAGUCCCUUCCUUCAAAGGCAUUGAUAAUCAAAAUAAACUUAGUUUUCUUGGUUUGCUUCUUAGUUGCUUACGCUGCGCUUCUUCACUGGCAAUUAUCUUCCGUUUAUCACGAAUAUGCAGCAUCUCGUCCUAUUACAGGCUCAACGUGCGAGUGUAAUCAUAGGGUGGAAGCUGGGAUAAAGAUGAAGGAAGCAUUAGAAGAACAAAUGGUGAAUGAGACAAAGGAAAUAUUAAAGAAAAUGGUGAAACACAAAAAGCCAAGUUUUUUGAAGGAAAUGGGGAGAGGAAUGAAGAUAGGAAUGGUGAAUAUGGAAGGGGAAGAUAUUAGCGAAUGGAGAGCCCAUGGGCAGAUAACAACAGUACAAUUCGAGAAGGUUUCGGAGUUGUUGGAAUGGAAUGACUUGUUUCCAGGACAGAUAGAUGAGGAAUUAGAAGAGAUGGAUAAUCGACCAACAUGUCCAGAAAUACCAAUGCCACCUUUCUAUAGCUAUAGUUAUAUGGACAUGAUAGUAGUGAAAUUGCCAUGCAAAUAUCCAGAAGAAGGGUGGAGAAGGGAUGUUUUUAGGCUACAAUUGCAUCUUGUGGUAGCAAAUUUGGCAGUGAAGAGAAAAAGGGGUAAGAAUGGGAAGAUGAAGUUGGUGUUCUUGAGUAAGUGUAGGCCAAUGAUGGAGAUUUUUAGGUGUAAAGAUUUAAAGAGAAGAGAAGGAGAUUGGUGGUAUUAUGAGCCAAAUAUGGCUAAGUUGGAGCAAAAAGUUUCAUUGCCAAUUGGUUCUUGCAAGUUGGCUUUGUCUCUUAGGGAAAAAGAAAUCAACAAGGCCUAUGAUAUCUACAACGUUGAAAGCAGCACAAAGUUAGCAAUUAGAAGAGAAGCUUACGCCACAAUUCUUCAUUCCUCUGCAACAUAUGUUUGUGGUGCAAUAACCCUAGCUCAGAGUCUUCUCCGAACUGGAACCAAACAUGACCUUAUCCUUAUCCUUGACAAAAGCAUCUCCGAGCCCAAACGAGACGCCCUCAUUAAAGCCGGCUGGAAACUCCGGUUCAUAAGGAGAAUUAGAAACCCUAGAGCUGGAAAAGACACCUACAAUGAAUACAAUUACAGCAAGUUCAGGUUAUGGCAACUUACUGACUAUGAAAAGAUCAUCUUCAUUGAUGCUGAUGUCAUCCUUCUUCGUAACAUCGACUUUCUUUUCCAUUUUCCUCAAAUGUCAGCUACAGGUAAUGCAAGAUCAAUCUUCAAUUCAGGAGUAAUGGUGAUCGAGCCAUCAAAUUGUAUGUUCCGCAUGUUCAUGCAACAUCAAAGAGAGAUUAUAUCGUAUAAUGGAGGUGAUCAAGGUUUCCUUAACGAAGUAUUUGUAUGGUGGCAUAGAUUGCCCAGAAGAGUAAACUUCUUCAAAAAUUUUGAAAAUUCGAAUGACGUUAGUGUGAAGAACCAAUUAUUCGAAGCAGAUCCUCCAGAACUGUACGCAAUACAUUAUCUCGGGUUAAAGCCAUGGGUAUGUUAUAGGGACUACGAUUGUAAUUGGGACAUUGGAUUUUUACGUGUUUAUGCUAGUGAUGUCGCACACAGGAUAUGGUGGAAGCUACAUGAUGAAAUGGAUGAGAAGUUACAGAAAUGUUGUGGAUUAACAAGGCAGAGGAAUAUUGAGUUAUUUUGGAGUAGAAAGAAGGCAGAAGAAAUGGGAUUAAUAGAUGAACAUUGGAAGAUUAAUAUUACUGAUCCUAGAAGAUAUACUUCUUGAAUUUGGUUCUUCAAAUUAUUUAUUCCCCUUUUACAUUUGUUUUUUCAAUUGAGAACUAUCACUCAUACUACUAGUAUUUUGCACAGAGCA